GGGCUCACAGCCGGGCGGAGCCGCUGCUGGACCCCGCGGGGGGUGCGGGAGAGCCCGGCACGGACCCCCCCUCUGGGCCCGGCCAGGGGGACCAGCCCCGGGCUCUGCCCGCCCCAGCCCCCACCCGGAGCCCGCAGGCUGCAGGAUCACGUCCCCGUUUCGCUGGUGAUGGUCCCAUCCUGCCAGGUGCGCGGGAAGGGAAAUGGCUGCGGCGGACCCGGUGACCUUCCAGGAGGUGGCUGUGUGUUUCACGGAGGAGGAAUGGGCCCUGCUGGACCCGGCUCAGAGGGCCCUGUACAGGGACGUCAUGCAGGAGAACUAUGAGGCCGUGACCUGGCUGGGAUUUCCAGUUUCCAAACCAGAGACCAUCUCCUGGCUGGAAGAAGGGAAGGAGCCAUGGGUCCCCGAUCUCCCGGGCUGUGAGGAGAGGGAAAUCCCAAGCGAUCCCCACAGAGCAGGCGAUGGGACGGUGAGUGGGAACGAGGAGGAGAAUCCUCAGCAGGGGACGGUAUCGGGAAGAGGUGAAGGGGACGUUUCCCAGAGUCCCGAGGAGGGAGAAGCCCGUGAGAGCCAGAGCCGCACAGAGAGUCAGCAGGGAAACCACUCAGAGGAGACACUGGUUAAAUCCACUCACAGCGGAAGAGGAGAGAAGAAAGUCAAGGAAACUAUUCAACAGAGAAUCCCCACUGGAGAGAGACUCCAUGUGUGCAGUGACUGUGGGAAAAGCUUCCGGUACAGAUCAGAGCUUAUUAGACAUCAGAGAAUCCACACAUGUGAAAGCCCUUACAAGUGUCCAGACUGUGGGAAAAGCUACAGACACAGGUCAACCCUUAGUGGGCAUCGUACACUGCACACAGGAGAGAAGCCCUAUAACUGCCCUGACUGUGGGAAGAGCUUUGGUCAGCGCUCACUCCUUAUUAAACAUCAGAGACUCCACAGAGGGGAGAAACCCUACAAAUGCUAUGAGUGUGGGAAAAGCUUCAGUCGGAACUCAAACCUCCUAGCACAUCACAGAACGCACACUGGAGAGAAACCCUAUAACUGCCCUGACUGUGAGAAAAGCUUCAGAUACUGGUCAACCCUUUUCAAGCAUCAGAGAAUCCACACAGGAGAGAAGCCCUAUAACUGCCCUGACUGUGGGAAAAGCUUUGGUCAGCGCUCAGCCCUUAUUAAACACCAGAGACUCCACAAAGGGGAGAAACCCUACAAAUGCAAUGAGUGUGGGAAAAACAUUAGUCGGAAACACCUUCGAUCACAUCAGAGAAUCCACACAGGAGAGAAGCCCUAUAACUGCGCUGAGUGUGGGAAAAGCUUCAGGAACAGCUCAAUCCUUAUUCUCCAUCACAGAAUCCACACGGGAGAGAGACCUUAUGAAUGUAGUGAGUGCAGGAAAAGCUUCCGUCAGAAGAACGCCCUUCUAUCACAUCAGAGAACCCACACAGGAGAGAGACCCUAUGAAUGUCUUGAGUGCGAAAAAAGCUUUAGGAACAAGGCACACCUUAUUAGACAUCAGAGAACCCACACAACAGAGCGACCCUAUGAAUGCCUGGAGUGUGGGAAAAGCUUCCGUGAGAAUUCACAAUUUCUAUCACAUCAGAGAAUCCACACAGGAGAGAGACCCUAUAUCUGCCCUGACUGUGGGAAAAACUUCAGGCAGAACUCACACCUCCUAUUACAUCAGAGAAUCCACACAGGAGAGAAACCCUAUAACAGCUCUGGCUGUGGGAAAAGCUUUGGUCAGAGCUCACCCAUUUUUGAACAUCAGAGACUCUACAUGGGAGAGAAACCCUACAAAUGCAGUGAGUGUGGGAAAAGCUUCACUCGGAAGUAUUCCCUUCUCUUACAUCAGAGAACCCACACAGGAGAGAGACCCUAUAACUGCCUUCUCUGCGGGAAAAGUUUCUAUGAGAGAACAGCCCUUAUUCAACAUCAGAGAAUCCACACGGGAGAGAAACCCUACAAAUGCAAUGAGUGUGGGAAAAGCUUCUGUCGGAACACAUACCUCCUAUCACAUCAGAGAAUCCACACAAGGGAGAAACUCUAUAACUGCUCUGACUGUGGGAAAAGCUUCAAUCAGAGCUCAGCUCUUAUUGAACAUCAGAGACUCCACAUGGGAGAGAAACCCUACAAAUGCAGUGGGUGUGGGAAAAGCUUCACUCGGAAAUAUUCCCUUCUCUUACAUCAGAGAACCCACACGGAGGAGAGACCCUCUAACUGCCCUGUCUGCGGGAAAAGUUUCUAUGAGAGAGCAGCCCUUAUUCAACAUCAGAGACUCCACAUGGGAGAGAAACCCUAGAAAUGCAAUGAGUGUGGGAAAAGCUUCCAUCAGAACGCACACCUCGUAUCACAUUAGAGAAUCCACACGGGAGAAACCCUAUAAUUGCCCUAUCUGUGGGAAAAGCUUCAGCCAGAGCUCACACCUCCAAUUACAUCAGAGAAUCCACACAGGAGAGAGGCCCUUUAACUGCCAUGACUGCGGAAAACCUUCAGUCACAGGUCAGCCUUUGUUUCUCUCUGGAUAAUCCACACAGGGAAGAAACUCUUUUAAUGUCCAGAAUAUGGGAAAAGCUUCACUGUGAGCUCAGCCCUUACUACACAUCAGAGACUUCACAGUGGAGAAAGACCCAAUGAAUGUAUUGACUGUGGGAAAAGCUUCAGUCAGAUCUCACACAUUCAACCACAUGACACAACACACAUGAGAGACAGACCCUACAAGUACCCUGGUUGUGGGAAAUGCCUUAUGUCACAGCUCAAACCUCAGAACACAUAAGAGAAUCCACAGGCAACACAAACCCAAGAAGCAUCCUGGCUUGCAGUGGGCCAAAUAAACAACACUUUUGCCAAUUCCCGCAAAUCUCAGAGGGUCAGACAAGAUGUGGCUGGAGUGGCCAUGUAACGAGGACACGGCAUAAUUAUUAAAGCAGAAAACGAAAUCACUUGCCUGGAGCAGAGCUGUUUAGAACUGGGGGAGCUUUAGGUUGGAUAUUUGGAAAAACUCUUUCACUAGGAGGGUGGUGAAGCACUGGAAUGGGUUACCUAGGGAAGUGGUGGAAUCUGCAUACAUCCGAUGAAGUGAGCUGUAGCUCACAAAAGCUUGUGCUCAAAUAAAUUUGUUAGUCUCUAAGGUGUCACAAGUACUCCUUUUCCAUUCUUAGAGGUUUUUAAGGCCCGGCUUGACAAAACCCUGGCUGGGAUGAUUUAGUUGGGGAUUGGUCCUGCUUUGAGCAAGGGGUUGGACUAGAUCAGGGGUUCUCAAACUGGGGGUCGGGACCCUUCAGGGGGUCACAAGGUUAUUAUCUGGGGGGUCACAAGCUGCCAGCCUCCACCCCAAACCCCGCAUCGCCUCCAGCAUUUAUAAUGUUGUUAAAUAUAUAAAAAAGUUUUUAAUUUAUAAGGGGGGGUCGCACUCAGAGGCUUGCUAUGUGAAAGGGAUCACCAGCACAAAAGUUUGAGAACCACUGGACUAGAUGACCUCCUGAGGUCCCUUCCAACCCUGAUAGUCUAUGAUUCCAUGAUAAGAGUCUGAGAUAAGUCUUCCACGUUGUGAUGGGAUCUGAGUAUAAUUUUCAACCAGUUUUCAUUGAGGUUCUCCAUUGAUGUUUGGUUUUAUAUACCUAAACUCAACCUUAUGUUAUGUGCUCUGACUUCUCAUUAAGUGUUGAUAGUACUGUAGGCUGGGAUCCGCCAAGGGACUUAGGUGCUGUGACCCUCAGCAAUGCCAAGACUAAAUUUUUAGGCACCUAGAAAAUCACAGGAACAACACUGGAGCAAUGAAGCCUGAUUUCGGGGCACUGGUUCCCUGUACAAUGAAUGAAGAGAAGUAUGAUUGACAAAAGACAGCAGACUAGGCAGGGCACUGCCUAAGCUAAUCAAUGGGAGAUUGGCACACAGCUCUCUGGCUAUGGUCCCGCUAAUAUUUUGCAUCCAUUUGUGGAAUGAAUUUUGUUAUGUGCACUGAGGUAUGUGUGGAUGUGCGCCACCAGUAGAAACAAAAAACCUAGCUAUAAUCUAUCUUUUUAAAAAGUUACCAUAGGAUAAUUACUUCAGCCAGGACAGGUUGGGCAUUUUAGAACUCACUACUCAAAGAAUUAAAUUGAAGUGUAAGAGAGAAAUAAAAGUAUGAAAUGCAUAGACCAGUCAAAGAACUAAAACAACAGCACUUUGAAAGAAUAAAAUUGCAGAGAAUAAAUGUGCAUUGCGGGAAGUACCAAGAAGUCACACCCACAACAAUAAUACAAGUAUGUGUUGGGAGGUGAGUGUGAAAGAGACUGUGUGUGUGAGAGAGAAAGACACUGUGUGUGUGUGUGAGAGAGAGAGCGACAGAGAGAGACACUCUGUGAUGUGUGUGUGUGUGAGUAAGACACACUGUGUGUGAGAGAGAGAGAGAUUGUGUGUGUGUGUGACUGUGUGUGAGUAAGACACUGUGUGUGUGUGUGAGGGGGGGAGGCAGGGACAUUGUGUGUGUGAGAGAGAGAGACUCUGUGGGUGUGUCAGAGAGAGAGGGGGGAGGCAGGGACGUGUGUGUGUGUGAGAGAAAGAGACACUGUGUGUGAGAGGGAGAGAGAGACACUGUGUGUGUCUGUGUGUGUGUGCAGGCGUGUGUGUGCGUGCAGGGGGAGGGUAUGAGAGAUGCCCUACCCCUUUAAGUAGAUCGGCACUUACCAGUCUGAAGGCUGCUUGUUCAGACACAACAGCAGCCACCAGCAGCUCCCUUCCAUGUGCCCCCCCCACCCCGCUCUGCGGAGAUGGGAUACAUGAGCAGGGGGAGGGGAACACCCUGACAUCAGCACCCCCACCUUCCUCCCCGGUCUGCGCAGCAAACAGGAUGCUCCUGGGACCGGCUGGCCCCAGGCUCCAAGGCAGAGCGGGCUGGUAGCUGACUGACUGCUGGGGGGCUGCGCAGCAAGGAGGGAACACGGGUGUGUGCUAACCCUCCCCCUCUUGGCUGCCGGAACCUAUCUCCGUUUGGGGUUGACAAAGCGGGAAAGGUGGAUGCUCCUCUGCCACAGGGCCUGGUCCAGGCGGUGGGUUCAGACGCCAACUAAGUCUGCACAAAACAGUGAGGAAAAAUCUCCUAAGAACAUCACCGGACGAAGUUCCAGGGUUUGAAUCGGGCAACGUUGUGACUAAAAGUGAGGUGGUGCCAAUUUCAAUUGCCACGUUUGCAUUCCCAACAGCCAGAGUUUCUGCUCCCACCUUGUCUGAGUGGUGCUCAGCUCACUAGAGCGGGCUUCCUAAAUUGAUCUUACUGCCUAAACGAGCUGCCCUUCAAAUCUUUGGUUUGUGGAAAUCCAUUGCUUGGGGGCUAAUUUUCUGUUGUUGCCUUGUUUCAACUCAAUUUCUAACUUUAAGAGCUACUGAGAACUGGCAACUCUGUCAAUCAGUCUGUUACACACACACCCGCCCGGUGCUGCCUUUGCAUGUGUGAGACAGCAUUACCUGCUGGUGAGAGAAACAUCCUGACAUCUCUCUCCCUUGGCACGCCACUCUGCAUGUGUGAGCGAGAACAGCCAUCUUCUGAGGCUCACUUCAACCUUUGUGUUGGGUGAAUACUUCUACAUUACUUUCAGCGCCGUUGUGUGUUUCUAACUACAGAGUUGCCCUACUUUAUACUCCACGCUAGCCCCAUUCCUGUCCUGGGGUGGGAAUUUCAUUGGUUUCUAUUUUACCUUUGCCUAUUUUAAAUAACAAAAGCAGGGUACUUUGAGGUAGUUCUCUUUCUGUAUUUGAGCAACAGAGUGUUCAGCUGUUGAUGUAUGGCAUUGCCUUUAAUAAAAAAUAAACAGUGUAAUAAUGGCCGUGUUAGCUUUUGUGUGCUUGGCCCUCCUUUCAAUUGUAUUAUCUUAGCCAAAAUAUCCAGUUUCCUCUAACUUGGUUUUUAGUUCAAAAGUUGUAAUACCAAGUUGCAUUAGAGUUGCUCUAAUCUAAUCACAUCAUUGAGCUUAUUCUUGGUUACCGGAAACUGUUUCUUCGUAAAGGUCCGCUGUUGAAUUAUUUUCAUAAUGCUUAACUACUAGUUCAUCUUAAUUAGCAAAAUACAACCUGUCGAUGCUGUUAGGGGACACUCACGGAUCACACACAGUUUUUUGAAUGUUAAACCCAAUUUUAUACCACUCGUCCAUUCAGUGUAGCUAACCAACCUUCUUUUCAUUUACAUGGUAUUUUAGAAUGUCAUGUUUAGUUAGGGGGUUAAGUUUUGCUACAUUGUAUCACUUGUUUUAUUUACCUUUUUUAUCUGGUGUAUCUUGUUUGCAUACAUCUUGUUGAUUUAAUUGAUUACUGGUUUCUUAAUUGACAAACCAGUUGAUUACUGAAAUAAACAUUUCUCUAUUUCAAAUCCAA
This is a messenger RNA of Caretta caretta (loggerhead turtle), 6342 nucleotides long. RefSeq lists its product as uncharacterized. Lineage: Eukaryota; Metazoa; Chordata; Testudines; Cheloniidae. Gene Ontology annotation, molecular function: DNA-binding transcription factor activity, RNA polymerase II-specific; RNA polymerase II cis-regulatory region sequence-specific DNA binding. The record is from RefSeq and is a predicted model, not a curated record. Gene Ontology annotation, biological process: regulation of transcription by RNA polymerase II.